AUGGAGGUCGUAAAAUUCGGCGACACUCCUAGUACAGAGAACCCGUUGCCAAACCAUGGUGAUCAAGGGGUAAAUGCAAUUGGGGAAACUAAUAUGAGAAGGAUCAAAGAGGAUGUGGCUGAGAUAAGAAUGCUGAUGAAAGUAAUCUGGGAAGAAAUGGUGAAAAGAGAAAUGAUAAUCUCUAAGGAGGGAAAUAGAGGAGUGAGGGACUACUGCGAGUUCCAUGCAGAAAAGAGACAUGAGAUCCAGGAAUGUGACGAGUUUAAGGCCUUAAUACAAAGCCUUAUGGAUAAUAAAGAGCUAGAAUUUUAUGAAGCUGGCUCAGAUGAGGGUUAUGUAUGCACAUUGGAAGGGGAACCCAAGAAUCGAAGAAUCAGCCUACCAAGGAUCAUUAUUUCCCUACCAAUAAGUAAUGAAAUUGAGACACAAACAGCGUCAAAAGUCAUUAUUCACAAACCCGUUUCCUUUCCUUAUAAGGAUAACAAAAGGGUACCAUGGAAUUAUGACUGUAAUGUGACAAUACCAGAGAGAAAAAAUAUAGCUAGUACUUCUAAGGAGGCUCAAGUUGAAGGAUUCUACACACGUAGUGGGAAGCAUUAUGAUGCAAAAGGCAUCAGAAUUAAGCCUAGGAAAGUGAAAGCCUUUGACGUUGAGAAGGAGAAUAGGGCUGAGGUACUUAUUAAUGAGCCAAUGAAGGAAGAAGAAGCUAGAGAGUUUCUAAAAUUCUUGAAACACAGUGAGUACAGCGUAGUUGAGCAAUUGCGCAAACAACCAGCUCGUAUAUCAGUAUUGGCUUUGCUUCUGAGUUCAGAGGUACAUCAUGAGGUGUUAAUGAAGGUGCUCAACAAAACUUAUGUUAUUAAUGAUAUAUCCGUCAACAAGUUAGAUCGAUUGGUCAGUAACAUAAGUGCUGACAAUUUCAUUUAUUUCAAUAAUAAUGAAAUCCCACCUGGAGGUAUGGGAUCAGCUAAGGCUUUGCACAUUACCACUCGGUACAAAGGAUAUACAUUUCCGAGUGUGCUUAUUGAUAAUGAGUCAGCCUUAAAUGUCAUGCCAUUGUCCACAUUGAAUAGAUUACCCAUAGACAGUUCUCACAUGAAAACAUGCCAUAAUGUAGUGAGAGCAUUCGGUGGUACAGAGAGGAAGGUCAUGGGAAGAAUUGAUAUUCAUUUGAUUAUUGGGGCAAACACGUAUGAGGUGGACUUUUUAGUAAUGGACAUCAAGCCCUCAUACAAUUGCCUGAUGGGGAGGCCUUGGAUACAUUCGGCAAGAGCGGUGCCCUCAUCUUUGCACUAG
Gossypium arboreum is the source of this 1296-nucleotide messenger RNA. RefSeq lists its product as uncharacterized. The record is from RefSeq and is a predicted model, not a curated record. Bases 1 to 1296 code for a protein of 431 amino acids. NCBI's taxonomy places the organism in Eukaryota, Viridiplantae, Streptophyta, Magnoliopsida, Malvales, Malvaceae. The transcript has a single exon.